CGCUGGCGCAUUUGACGAGGCUCCGCGCGAUGCUACCGACAACAGCCGCCUUUGCGCGCCGAUCCUCGGCGCCGUCCGUGCUCUCGGGCCGUGCGGCUAAGUCGGAGGAAGUACGCAAUGCCAUCGACGUGGCGUCAAGCGUCGACGACGAGAACGAUCCGCAGCCCCAUGAGGACACCGGCGACAUUCAGGAGAAGAAUCAACAAGAGUCGUUCUGUACUGCGAAAAAACUCGAGAUUAAAGCAGACAACAAUCAGGAAGAAAACGAAGCUCCUCCAGUCGAUUCCUCAUGGACAAACGACGUAUGCGGAACUCCCGUGACAUUGGACGAGGUCAAGGUGGCUCUAGUUGACGCGCAACUCGACCAUGAGGACGUCCAAGUGACGCUGGAUGAAGGACUCCAGGAUGCCGCGCAGUUCCUUGCCGACCAUCCCCUUCCAGUGGACACGACGCGUGCUAUUGCCGCUGCAUGGAUCGUGCCUUUCGGACUAUCAAGUCGCACGUCCCACAACCAACAACCCGCGACCGAAUGGCCGCAAGCUCUCGCUGACAUCGCGCCAAAACAUUUUCAAGCGUUUUCACGUCGUUAUGACGGACAAGACAAGGUGCCGAUUGCAGGACGCGCGGCAGCUGACGUUGUGAAAGCCCGCCAAACCAAAGCUCGAUAUCACAAUCAGCUCGUUGAGCUCGUUGCCCUUCGCCGCCAAGAUGCUAAAGUGGCACGUGUCAAGGGACAACGGGCAUCCUGGGACGUCAAACAAGAAGACGCGUCGACGCGUCGGGACAACUACUUGCUCGCCCGGCGCCUUCCAACGCGAUCUGUCAUUCAGUCCAACGAAACGUUCGACGGCGACGACUUUGGCACACUUGGAGAAUUGUCUCGCCAGCGAGUAGCUGCCGCAAGCGUCGCACGCGGCGAGUUUCUGACAAAGAGGCAACUCCGCGCGGGGGCUCAAGCAGAUCGGGCCAAAGCCAUCAGUGCCGACGCCGCGGCAAUGCUAGGGCAUUACGAGGUGGUCGCCAUGCAUGACCUGGAAGCGAGACUUGCUCGAGCCGAAGUCCGCCGGACGAUUCACUUGGACAAACGGCGCCUCAUUGCCGGACGUCACAGCAACUAUGUUAAAUCCGUGUACUUGACGAACCGGUACAUGGAGCGGCGUGAAGCGGAGCGCUUGGAUAUGGCCAUGGAUGCCGCGAUCGCCCGCCGCGACGCGCAUUUGGAGUCGGUGCAAAGCCGCGCCAGACGACACAACGUAAGUGUUCACUUUCGAGCUGGCUGUGCGUUCCGUCUCUUUGAUGCGCAAUGGCUCAACCAAGCUCUCCGAAGUGCCGCGGCUCAGCAAGCUGCCGCUCUCCGCCGGGACGCAAUCCUCCAAGAGCGUGGGGCACGACUGCAAGAAGCUGCCCUUCGCCGUCAGCAAGUCGCCCGCACUCGUCUCCGUGUCUCGAUCGAGACGGCGUCUGCGGUCUCGCACCAACUGGCUUCCCGUCUCCACGAAGCAUCUCGUCGUCGAAGUGCGAACGUCGCGUGGGUGCGUCACUGCAUUGCCGGCCGUCGUGACCACAUCCGAGCGCGGAAAAUCCAAGCGGCACAUAUCGCCAAACGUCGCGCAAAAGAGGCUGCGUUGGACAAGGUGAACCAAGCGACCAAGCGCCGUGAAAGUUGGAUCGAGCGGCGACGGGCGGCCGCUGCUGCUCGGAAUUGGUACGCAAAGGUAUUGGCGCACCGCCAGCAAGAAGCCCUUCAAGAAGCCGCGGAGGCUCUGGCGGCACGCAUUCAAGACAAUCAGGCGGCAGCGGCACAGAAACGCGCAGAGUUUGAGCGACCGCUGUUCUCCGAGCUCGUGGCCCUUCGUGCUCUGCGCGUCAAGCACGUCUUGCAUUCGAACCAGCAACUCUUGGCUCGUUUGAGUGCCCGAAAAGCAGCUCUGGCGGCGGUGCGACUCACCGAGUUCGCGCAUCAGCGUGCGCGUACGUCGCAUGCAACGUGGCUACAUACUCAACAAGUUACGGAGCGCCGCGAACACGACCAGGUGUUUCGCCAGCAAUGCGUAGCGUCGCGCGCGUUUGCCCGCCUCCGGUCGGCGGAAAUUCGGCGAGCGUUGGCGUUCGAUGCCAUUCGAGUCGCCGCGGAAGAAGAGCGCGCCCGGGGGGAUGCCGCGCGUCUUCGAGUGCAUAUUCACCAGGAGGAAUUACGAGCGUUUUCAACGUUUCGCCUCAUCCGUGCCGACGAGAAGCGAGCCCUCCGCCAGGCAGACAAGGUCUCGGCUGCGAUUUGGUUUCGCACCCAGGGUCAACUGGCGCGCACGCGAAACUUAUUACGCGAGGAGACGCUGCGGACGUCCAGCGCCCAAGCCGUCCAAGAAGCGUCGCUGCGCAAGUCCAUCGGGCUCACGCUCCGCGCGCGCAAGUACUUUGUAGAACGUGCCGUCGUUGCAACGCGUCAGAAUUGCAUGCGGCUCGUCCUGGCGGAGAAGGAGGCGAAAGCCGCAGCGAAGCUCGAAAGCGCCGCCGCUCGACGGCAAGAUCUCCUGGAGUUCAAGCAAAAGACGGCGCGUCGAACGCUGGAUCGGGUGGUUCUCACACGUCUCGAGCGACAGUCGACGGAAGUCGUGGACAAUGCGAUAAGGACUGCCAUGCAAGCCACGAUCAACUUGCACGCCGAAAGCCGUCGGUAUCAAGUUCUCCAGGAGCGCCAACGCCGGGCGCGUUCGCGGUCCCAACGAGCGACCACGAUUGCGCGAACCCUCAAGACCACGCGGCGACUGGCGGCGCAAUCCAAGCGAGAAGCUGUCGACGAGCGUGUGGAAGAGUCGACGAAGCGACGAGACGCACUUUUGGCGGCAAGGAAACGAGGCCAGAGCACAGUGAAGCAGCUCCAGCCGUAUGCAGGACUGCAAGUGGUGGGCACCGCCAUGACACUUUGGCCCCAGUCUGCUGCAUGAUGGUGCCGUGGCCGCAGCCUUACCACGGCUAGGAACAAACGACGAAACGAUUGAAAACAGACCUGCGUGUAUAGAUAGUUCCAAGUGCACAUAAAUUCCGAGUUAACAGAGUUGCAUGUUGUUCCAUCAUGCUAAUUAAGAGGAGAAAAAAUUCUUCUCACGGAUAGAGAGAUGGAGCUCAGUUGUCAGCGGCCUUAAAGUUGAUCGAGACCGAGUUGACGCAGUGGCGUUCAUCCGUGGGGGUUUUGAAGCCUUCGCCUCGGAACACGUGGCCCAUGUGACCGUCGCAGUUGGCGCACACGAUCUCCGUGCGGUGCCCGUCUACAUCCGGGAUAGCUUUGAUCGCGCCUGGAAUGGCGUCGAAAAACGCCGGCCAUCCACAGCCCGAGUCGAAUUUGUGAGCUGAUGUGUAGAGUGGGGCGUCGCAGCCAGCACACGUGUACACGCCUUCGGCUUUGUGCUUGUUGUAAGCUCCUGUACCCGCACGCUCCGUUCCUUUUUGCCUCAAAACACGGAACUGUUCCGGGCUCAGCUUGGCGCGCCAUUCGCCUUCGCUCAGGUUGAUCGCAGCCAUCUCGUCUUGCGUGGAAAAAGG
This is a messenger RNA of Aphanomyces invadans, 3540 nucleotides long. RefSeq lists its product as hypothetical. The coding region runs from base 30 to 2945 and encodes 971 amino acids. NCBI's taxonomy places the organism in Eukaryota, Oomycota, Saprolegniomycetes, Saprolegniales, Verrucalvaceae. The record is from RefSeq and is a predicted model, not a curated record. The transcript is spliced from 5 exons.